Pogoniulus pusillus (Red-fronted tinkerbird) is the source of this 2093-nucleotide messenger RNA. It is a transcript of the gene POMP, whose product is annotated as proteasome maturation protein. The record is from RefSeq and is a predicted model, not a curated record. Gene Ontology annotation, cellular component: nucleus; cytoplasm. The coding region runs from base 145 to 561 and encodes 138 amino acids. The transcript is spliced from 5 exons. Lineage: Eukaryota; Metazoa; Chordata; Aves; Piciformes; Lybiidae. Gene Ontology annotation, biological process: proteasome assembly.
CUGAGGGGGGGUUGGCCUCGCCGGGCAGCGAGACGGGUCGGCUCGCCGUGCGGAUGCCUGUGUAUCCGACCCGCUCUCUAGUCGGUCUUUGGGGUCACCGGGGUGGCGGUCAUUGAGCGAGGGGCGCUGGGGCCGUGCUGAGUCAUGGGGGUCUGGUGUGGCCAUGGCGGGCCCUCGCACUGCCAGAAUUCCAGAGGCACUUCUUCUCUGUUGAAGGAUAGUAUCCCAAUUACUGAUUUUUCAGCUUCAGAAACAUUUGAAGGUCAUGCUCUUCUGCGCAGAGGGUUUAGGACUGUGAAAAGUGAAUUGUUGCCCAGCCACCCUCUGGAGCUGUCAGAAAAAAACUUCCAGUUAAAUCAAGAUAAAACAAACUUUGCUACCCUGAGAAAUAUUCAAGGACUUCAUGCACCUUUAAAGCUGCAGAUGGAAUUCAGAGCAGUGAAACAGGUCCAGCGUUUCCCAUUUCUUCACAGCUCAAACAUGGCACUGGAUACUCUGAGGGGAAAUGAUGAAUCCAUCAGCUUUGAGGAUUUCCUUAAUGGUAAAUACAGUCUGUUUUGAAUGUUAUGGAAACAUUUAAAGGUAACAUUUGGGAACUGUUGAAGUUCUUUGUCUCUGGAAGAAGAGAAUUGAGCGCACAAAAUACAUAUUAAAAAAUUAAUUCCUAGAGUCUCUGUAUGGUUUGAGGGACAGAGCAAUGUCCAACAUAACUUACAGGAAUUUGAUUACUUACUAUUGCCUGAUCAAGCUGUUACAUAUUUACGAAGUGCUAAGGAGUGAGUUUGUUAAAAGUGUUUUUUGGAAAUGUUUUAUUUAUCAGAUGAAGCUGAAUUAGAUAAUUUUAGCAUCUCUGAAGGAAUCAAAGGCAUUAACAUGCCUUAUGUAUGAAAGGAGAACACUCCUGGUGUACCCUUUUCUGCCAAAGUGCAGCCACAACCUUUUUUUUGUGUUGAUUUAUUUUUUUAAAGUUAAUUUUUUCAUAUGGAAAUGAAGAUCAUACUUAAUCAGUGUUAUCUCUUGUGUCCUCUCUGCAUUGCUUGAUAACCUUUGAGUACAGUGACUAAUGUCAACCAUACUUUACAGAAUGAAGAAAAUCUUGGAGGUAUUUAAGGGCAUAGAAUCUGUGAAACUAGGCAGUUAGGUGGAGAAAAGAAACAAGGAUGUCCCAUCAAACAGAAGGAAGGAGUGUGAGCUUAUGUUGGAAAGUGAAAUUGCACUGGAAGGGUAUGGGCUACCUGUGGGGAAAAGCUUCAAGCAGACAUGACUUUUCUUAAAUGCAGAGCAAGCAGUCUUGAGAUCCAGGCGGUAGGAGACUGUGCUUAUAUACAACUACUUGUUUUUUUCUUUAAGUGUGUAGGAAACUCUAUUCCACUCUAGAUGUAUUUGCUACCUGAUCAUUGCUUUGUAUAAGGACGUAGAAGUUAGUUGCGCAACACUGUCAAAAAUCAGUCAAGUAACUUGCACUAAGCAUCACGGGGUGGGGGGGAAAAGAAAAAGGUCAUUUUUGUAGUUAAUGUUGCUCUUUGUAGCUUGGUAAAACCUUCAUGCUGUUGAUUUUUUUUUUUUCCAGAUCCUUCACAGAGUGAGGUUAUGGGAGAACCACACAUGAUGAUGGAAUACAAGCUUGGUUUGUUGUAACAAAAUGUACUCCACAAAAACGUUUUGUGUGUCUUUAUAUUGGAUCUAAAUGCAUGAUACUAAAUUGACACUCACAGUGUUAAACAGUCCUACACUUAUUUGCCUUCCUUGAUGAAAAGGCAUAUUAAAUGUUUAAAGUCUAUAAAGUGUUCUGUGCUUGUUGUCAAUUACAUAAAAUGUCCUGUAAUUAGGUAGUUUAAAUGAUGUCUCUUCAUACACUGCUCAGGACAAUAGCUUCUUAAUUGUGGAAAUGGCCAUAUAUGUGUACAAGAAACCAGAAAUACCCAUGCAUUUUAAAACUGAUUACUGUAGGGAAAUGCAUUUAAUGAAUGUUCUUGCAGAAGAACUUUUUAAGAGGGGGAAAAUAAAAGGUGUUUUCCACUGAAUAACUCUUUGUUCAUGAAAGUUUCCGUACACUUUUUAAACUGUCGAAUAAAAGUUUGCUAUAAAUGCUA